UACCAUAACUUUUUGUUGGGUCUACGGUAUUUGAAUCAUUGCUUCGAUGAAAAAGUUAUUACUUUCUGCGCGCAAUCACUGAUUUUACGUUCGAUUAAUCAUUAUCACAAUGCUGUAAAUAUAAAUUGGCGAAAAAUAUUCGCAAGUUAAUACUGUGAUAACGCAUAUAAAACGUACCUGCAUUGUAUAUAUACCCGUAAUAAUUGACUUAUUGUAUCAUAAUUUUCACGUGGUAGUGAAGUUUACCUUUUCGAACUUGGCGGUAUUCGUAUUAUGAGGGGAAUGACUGAUCACUGCAUUUUGGAUAUAAUGGACUUCGACGACAAUAACUGGUCGUUGGAUGACGAGUGCCUCAUGCCACCAGACGAUGAUUUUCUACAAGCGCUGAGCUCGGAAUUGGAGAUACCUUUACUUUUAGGCGGUGAAGGAUCUCCGAGUCACGAUGAAACUCCUGACGAAAUAAUGAAGGACGCAGUAUUGCAGGAAAACUUGCCUACUCUUGACGAACUCGGAGUUGACCCCAUACAAUGGGGUCCAGAUGCCUUUCCUAAUCUUUCUGCGGCUGAUUUGGAUAUAAAGAAUGAAGUCAAAGAUGAAAUUAAAACCGAGCCAGGAAGUCCACAUUCUCAACUGCCACCAUCUCCUAGCCCGAGCAACUCAGACUCCAGUGGAUCCGAAUGGCAACAUGAUAAUUCUACUACUUCAUCUACAGACGUUAAGUUUACUUUAGAAACGCCGCCAAUAUCACCACCGCAAAACGAUUCACCUCCAAUAUCUCCGAAGCCUGGUUUGAACCCCGCUCUUUUACAGCCGAUUAAAUUGGUUUCCAUAAACAGUCCGAAUCCUGCAAAUUUUGUAUUAUCCAAAGGAAAUUCUGCAAAGAGAGUUUGCAUUCAGCCAAAGCUGAGUACGACGCUGAAUGUCGGAGAAGAGGCGCCUAGGAAAACAAUUGUUCUUAGUGCUCAGGAUUUUGCUGCUCUUACGCAGAAGGUAAAGCAAAACAAUGCUUGCCAGCCGUUAAAAAUCCAAUCUGUAGCACCACUGAAGCUACCACCAAAUGCACAGAUAAAAAUUCAGAAUCCUAGAAAUGUUCAAUCCACACCACAAAUAAAGACGGAACCAAAUACAAUUAAAAUCACAUCAUCGAGUCAAGUUAAAAUCCUAAAUUCAAUUCCAAAAGUCCAAAUACAAAAUACCGAGCCACUUGUUUCUGUACCUAAUGGUUGCACACAGAUAAUGAUAAAAAAUGAACCAGAGUUGAUAAAUCUGAGUGGCAAGCAAGAAUGUGAAAUAAAAGCAUUAAAAAGGCAACAAAGAAUGAUAAAAAAUCGGGAAUCUGCCUGUUUGUCACGGAAAAAGAAGAAAGAGUAUGUGACUUCACUGGAAAAACAAAUUGCAGAUUUGCAGGAUGAAAAUGCACAGUUGAAAAUGGAAAAUAUCGCGUUGAGAGAAAGAUUGUGUGCCACUGAGGAAAUGACUGGGACAAGUAAAAAAUUAGGAAGCCUAAAUCUUGGAGCCAAUCGAAAAAAUACAGCAAUCUUACUUGCCAUGGUUUUUAUGGUUUCUUUGAAUGUUGGAAGCUUAGGGGGAUUAUUUUCACAAAACAAACGACUAGAUGCAAUGUCAAAUCACUUACCUGUCUCCAUGCCUAAUGUUAGACAUGGCAGAUCACUGCUAUGGACAGACAUGGACAAGCAGGAGAGUGGAGACCAUAAAGAACAGUUUAAUAAAACAACAUCUAUCCACCAUCCGAUGUGUCCCAUGUAUAUUAAUCAAACCGAAUCCAUCAGACUGGAUAGUGAACUGAGACGUUGGAUUGGAGGAGAUCCAGAUAGGGAUAACUGGACGAAAGCCGAAUCCGAAACAGAUUUAGGAACUAAGUCUUUGGGAGAAUUACUUUUUUCAAAACCGUCACUUGUAAGAGAACGGUUGAACAGUAAACCGAAAUUACCCCCUAAGAAAAAAAUGGAGCCAACACCAAAGACCGACAGUAUUGCCACAUCGAAUAGCAAUGCUGUUGAAGUCUUUUCACCAACUCUUACAGAACAUGCUUCGUUGUUUGAUGCUUUGAGAAGACGUGAUGACACUUUUUAUGUCGUCUGGUUUAGCGGCGAACAUUUACUCUUACCUGCAUCAAGACAAAACAAAACAGCAAGGCCUAGAAUGUCUCUUGUUCUACCUGCUGUACCUGUUAACGGUACAUUUUCCACUCCUGCUAAUCAUGUGACAAUGAUGCAAAUAGAUUGCGAGGUAACGAAUACACAGUUGCUACACUUAAAGGAGUCUGUUAUUCCGGAGCACCUGCGUCGUAAUCAGCAAUCUACCGAUCAUACAUCUAAAACUGAUAAUGAUCAUGUGCCAACAACUGCAAAUGUUACGAAAAAUUAUAAACCCUAUUUCGUUAAAGAAAAUGUUACCGCGACCGAUUUUAAUGAAAAAAAUUAUAAAAAUCCUUACAUGAUGAAGGCUAAGGACGCUUAUCGCCCUAAAGAACCGUCGUACUUACUUCGAAGCAAGUUUAUGCCAAAUUUUGACCUAGAAAACUCAAAAGAUAAUUCUUAUGAUGUGAAAUCACAAGAUGAUGUAAAAUCAGAAAUUUUCACUCCUGGUAUUGACAGGUUAAAAGCGCCAUACUCCCAAACAGGCAGAAAAUUAAGAAGGAGACGGAAUCUACUAAACCCUUGAAUUAUUGUUAAAUUAUAAUGCAUUGUAAAUAGUUACUUUCUUUUUAACUCUUGGUGCGUUAAUCACCAAAGCACAAUGGACUACUGUGUGUAAUAAGUUUGACAAUUUUGUGUGACAAUUAAUAUGUAGAAAAUUUUUACGUGAAAUCAGAAAAUUGCCUAACAAUUUUCUUCACUUUACGUACAAUUGUAUGUACCUUUAUGAAUUACCAUUGCACUAGUUAUUAUUACGGUAACACCUGUUGUACAAUAACUGGAAAACUACAUCUAUGUUUACUUAGCAUUAAGUAGAAACUGAUACUAGUAGAUGAUAUUUAAUAUUCAGUAUUUCCUAAUCAAUAUGUCAGCAUGUACAACGGAUUGAUAGGGUCAUUAGUUGAGAUCUAAUGAUCGACGAGACAAACUUAUUAAGUAAGUAUGCCGAAUUUAAUUUAGUACUUAGAUUUGUCUUAAAAAUGCAUUUCGUAUAAUGAAUUCGUAGCCGUUACUCCAAUUGCAAGGUAAUCAAGUUUUUUACCCCACAUUCAAUAUCCAGUAAAAAAUAUUGUUGUUUUGAAUUUAACGUAUUUGAGUCCUUGUAAAGGUUAAAACUUAUCGAAUUACUUAAGUCACGUGAAAAAUACUUUUGUAAAUAACAGAACUAUAAGUUUAUCGGUGGUAAUGAAAAUAAACUCCGCAAGCAUGUAUACAUAGUCCAAAUGACAAGUCUACAAUUAUAAAUAAUAUGUAUUCUAAUCAAUUUCACAGAAUGUAAUAUAUUAAAGGGAUCAUUUCUC
Molecule: messenger RNA, 3460 nt
Organism: Diprion similis
Lineage: Eukaryota; Metazoa; Arthropoda; Insecta; Hymenoptera; Diprionidae
Gene: Atf6
Product: cyclic AMP-dependent transcription factor ATF-6 alpha
Exons: 8
Coding region: 274-2685 (803 amino acids)
Biological process (GO): regulation of transcription by RNA polymerase II; endoplasmic reticulum unfolded protein response
Cellular component (GO): nucleus
Molecular function (GO): DNA-binding transcription factor activity, RNA polymerase II-specific; RNA polymerase II cis-regulatory region sequence-specific DNA binding
Source: RefSeq, a predicted model, not a curated record